This is a messenger RNA of Impatiens glandulifera, 1114 nucleotides long. Its product is annotated as protein SYM1. The coding region runs from base 123 to 923 and encodes 266 amino acids. The record is from RefSeq and is a predicted model, not a curated record. The transcript has a single exon. Gene Ontology annotation, cellular component: cytoplasm; membrane. NCBI's taxonomy places the organism in Eukaryota, Viridiplantae, Streptophyta, Magnoliopsida, Ericales, Balsaminaceae.
CAAUUCAUUUCGCUUCAGUACCAGCUUAAGUAAGAUUGGCUAAUGCUCUGAUUCUCAAGGGAAAUUGCUUGAAUUCUGAUUCUUUGUUGUUUUUCUCAACAGGAAUCAUCAAAAGAACAAAAAUGGUGGUUUUAAGUCCAAUGAUAACCAGUUGCAGGACAACCCCAUUAUUGCCUUAUUCUGCUCGAUUCUCACGUGGUGUUUCGUUUGUGAAAUUCGGUAAUCAAGGAAGAACAAUCAUCAAUGCAAACCCAUCUGUCUCUUUUCCCUUACUCAACCUUAGAUGCUCUGCUUCCGCCGGCGGCGGCGGAGACAUCGCCGGUGGGGGCGGAGGAAGAGGAGGAGGGGGAGGGGGAGGUGAUGAAAACAUCAAUGACGAUGAUACUAAUAAAGGGUCUUUCCUUCAAUGGUAUUUAUCUCUACUUGAGAAACAUCCCAUCUUGACAAAAUCUAUAACUUCUGCAAUUUUAACAUUGAUUGGAGACAUUACUUGUCAGAUUUUCAUCGAUCAAGUUCCAUCUUUAGAUUUGAAGAGAACAUUUGUUUUUACAAUUCUGGGUUUGGUUCUAGUUGGACCAACAUUACAUAUUUGGUAUAUGUAUCUGAAUAGAUUGGUAUCAGUAACAGGAGCUUCAGGUGCUUUGAUUCGUCUUCUAGUUGAUCAAUGUGUGUUUUCUCCAAUUUUUAUUGGAGUUUUUAUGACUUCUCUUAUGAUACUUGAAGGAAGAUCUUCACAGGUUGUUCCAAAGCUUAAACAAGAAUGGGUUUCUUCUCUUAUUGCGAAUUGGCAACUUUGGAUUCCUUUUCAGUUUCUCAACUUCAGAUUUGUUCCUCCACAGUUUCAGGUUCUUUUUGCUAAUGUAGUUGCUUUGGUUUGGAAUGUUAUUCUAUCGUAUAAAGCUCAUAAGGUUAUUAAAUCAUAGGAAUUUUUUAUGUUGGAUUAUGUAAUGAAUCAUAGUAGUGUUGUUUUUUGAGUUUUUGAGAUUCAGCUAUGUAAUGGUAGAUGAAGCUUUUGCUUGAAGGAGGAAGAGAAGAGACAUAUGAGUGAUUUAUGUAGGUAUUCUUUUGGUUUAUUUGAAAUUAAUAUUAGAGUUUAUUUUAAAAAACAAAUGUU